Molecule: messenger RNA, 2874 nt
Organism: Tachyglossus aculeatus (Australian echidna)
Lineage: Eukaryota; Metazoa; Chordata; Mammalia; Monotremata; Tachyglossidae
Gene: HYAL4
Product: hyaluronidase 4
Biological process (GO): hyaluronan catabolic process; carbohydrate metabolic process
Molecular function (GO): hyalurononglucosaminidase activity
Source: RefSeq, a predicted model, not a curated record
AGUGCUCUAAACUCAAACAGUUCUCAGAGUCACACCUUGGCAAACUAUGAUCCCAUAACCAGGGACAGUGCAACUACUUACAAGACGAUUCAGCCUGAGGACAGACUUCACCUUACCCUGUUUAAGGGUUCCCAGUUUAAGAUUGAAGAUCUGUACACUGUACAGGUGUACCCCAGGAAAGCUGCAAGGAAUACAAGCCACUGGAUACUAAAUCCUACUGAUAUUCCCUGAGAUUGGCCGGCCCUCCUAUGACAUUACAUCCAAACACAGAGGGGCAGAGUCUAUGCCCACUCUGAUGAAUGCAUGAGCUGAUCUUCAGAACUGUCUAAAGCAACAGUUUGGGUGGCUGAGUGUCACUGUGAAACCACCUGUUUUUAGUGUUUUGGCUUCACUCUCCAGUUUAAAGGUGGUUAUCACCCUUGAGCCUAAUGAAAAGGACCUCUCUACUAGCCUCAGUAAAAACCACAUACCAUGUGCAAGCUAAUGAGGUGGCUGGCAAUGAUGAUGCUUUGUGUCCUGGUCAAUUCACAAAAUUUCAAGCCAACUAAGGCUCCCAUGUUCCAGGACAAGCCAUUCAUCGUGUUCUGGAAUGCACCCACUUCUCAGUGCAAGAAUCACCAUCAUGUGGAUCUCAAUCUUGAUACCUUUGGCAUUGUUGUAAACCCUAAUGAGGCCCUUAAUGGUGACAAAGUUACCAUAUUUUAUCAUGACGUAUUUGGGUAUUAUCCUUACAUCUCAGACAGUGGGGAAUCCUUUCAUGGAGGAGUACCCCAGAACCAGAGACUUCCAAAUCACUUAUCAAAAGUCCAGAAAGAUAUCGACCGGGUCCUCCCAUCUAAGGACUUCCAGGGGCUUGCCGUCAUUGACUGGGAAAACUGGAGGCCCCAGUGGAUUAGGAAUUGGGACAGUAAAACAAUCUAUAGGAACCACUCGAUCAAUCUGGUUAGAAGUCGUCAUCCUUCUUGGCCUGAUUCCAAAGUGAAAAUCGUGGCUCAAGAGGAAUUUGAAAAGGCUGGCAAAAAUUUCAUGAAUUCUACUCUCAAUCUGGGCUUAAAAAUGAGGCCCCAGGGACACUGGGGUUAUUACCUUUACCCAGAAUGCUACAAUUAUGAUUACAAAAAACACCCACAUCAGUACACGGGUAAAUGCUCCAACAUUGAAAUUUCCCGCAACAAUGAACUCCUCUGGCUGUGGAGAGCAAGUACGGCACUAUUCCCUUCCAUAUACUUGCCGGAGAUCUUGAAGUCAAGCACCCAUGUUCUGAAAUUUGUUCACCAUCGGGUUAGAGAAGCAAUACAAGUUGCCGCUGUUGCUAGAAGAGAUUAUGUUUUGCCUGUUUUUGUUUACUCCAGACCAUUUUACUCCUAUAGCCUCAAGCCUUUAACUCAGGUUGCACUAAAUUUGAUGGCCUCACAAAUAAUUUCUCCUAUCAUGAAAAGAGGAUUUAAAAGACAAUUAAAAGUCCACAUUAUUCAGCCAGCCCAUCUCUUGUCAUGGCUACUGAUAUCAUUUCUUUUGGAACUCACUUCUUCGUUGAAACUGGCCCAGCAUCCGAUUUUUCAGAAGAAACCUUUCAUAGCUGUUUGGAAUGCCCCUACAGACCAGUGUCUGUUGCGGUACAACACUGGAAUUAAUCUGAGAACGUUUCACAUCACUGGAAGCCCCUUAGCCAAAGCCAAAGGACAGAUUGCCACCAUUUUCUAUGUCAACAGACUGGGCUAUUAUCCUUGAUGUAGUGCAGAAGGUGUUAAUGGUGGCCUUCCUCAGAAUGCCAGCUUGCAAACCCACCUGAUCAAAGCUGACUGAGACAUAAGACAUCACUACAUUCCUGCUGAGGACUUCUGGGGUCUGGCCAUGAUAGACUGGGAAUACUGGAGGCCCCAGUGGUCAUGCAACUGGAAUGCCAAGGAUGUUUACAGGUGGAAAUCUAGGCAGCUGAUUUCUGAGAGACUAGGAAACUUGUCAGCCAGCAGUCUGGACCACUCCGCCAAGGUCUCCUUUGAAGAAAGCGUGAAGGCCUUCAUGAAGGAACCCAUUGAAUUGGGCAUGAGGAACCAACUUUGGAGCUACUACUUAUAUCCGGAUUGCCACAAUUAUAAUUUCCAUGAGCAGAACUACACUGGCUCCUGCCCUGAAGAUGAAGUUUGGAGAAAUAAUGAACACUUCUGGCUCUGGAACAGCAGUGUUGCCUUGCAUCCCUCCAUAAGUGUCAAGAGGGCCCUCGGGAACAGUAAAAACCUAUGGCUCUUCUCUCUGUUUAGGGUGAAUGAGUCCUUGAGGAUUUCUACCAUGAUGUCCCGUGACUACGCUCUACCUGUCUUUGUCUACACAAGGCUGGGCUAUAGAGAUGCCCCUUUGACAUUCCUUUCUAUGCACGAUUUGAUUAACACCAUAGGAGAAAGUGCAGCUCCGGGUGCGGCAGGUAUUGUCAUCUAGGGAGACAUGAAUUUAACCUCGUCUGAGGGCAACUGUACGAAGGUGAGGAGGUUUAUUACUUCCGAUUUAGGGAACUAUCUCAUCAAUGUCACCACAGCCGCAGAAGAGUGCAGCCGGCAUUGCUGCAGGAAUAAUGGGAGGUGCGUUUGGAAGGCCUGGAAUGUCCAUGAUUACCUGCACCUGAACCCUCAAAGCUACCACAUAGUGGUCUCUGAGAAUGAGGAAUUUAUGGUGAAGGGAGAAGCCUCUGUCACAGACUUAGAAGUCAAGGAAGAUAAAUUUUCCUGCCACUGCUAUCGGGGGUAUGGAGGAGCAGACUGCAGGAAUGUUAACCCAUCUGAAGAACCUCCUGGCAGCCCUGCAACUCUCCUGUUUUCUGGAUUAUUAGCAAUGUUGUGUCUGCUGGCUUUAGCCUGUCAUCGGGGUAUCCAACUGUGA